GUCCUUAGAUUCUGCACAAGUUCCAAGUGAUCAUGCUCCAGAUGCUGAUGGAUAUUUAGAGUCUGAGGAAGUUUAGAGUGACCAUGCUGCUGAUACUGACGGUUGUCCCCAAUCAGUUCAGGGUAUUAUGUUUAGUGGAACUCACAUUAAUUAUGGCUUCCUUAAACUGUUCAAAACCUUCCAUUUAGUAGAGAAUGUUAAUGAGACUGACAUACUAGUAGUUCCAGCAUCAAUUAAUGGACAUACAAAAACACCUACUUUGAAAUUAUUCAGAUGUUUGCUUGGGCGGAAGACAAAAAUAGUUAGUACCCGCUGGAUCAAGGAUUCUGUUCGUUUCGGGCAGGUCCAGGACAUGGAAACCUACCACAUAAAAUCUGUCGGCAAUUACGGACAAAUUAAGAGGGCAGAAGAUUAUAAACAAUUUGAAUAUCAAAUGAAGGGGAAAACCUGGAUUAAUAUUAAGGAAGAAGAAGUCAGACAGAUGAUUGAAACCAUAGGUGGGGUUGCAACAAUAAAUGCAGGACCUGCUGCUGUAAUUGUAUGUGCUGAUGAUGAAAUUUAUACAUCAGAAUGUUGUGUGGGAAAAGAAUGGCUGUUUCAAUGCAUUGUUGAAGGUCAAGUUGUACCUGCUGCAAGACAUGAAACAACACAUGUAAGUGACAGUGAAGAGGAAAUGUCUACUGUAUUAGAAACAUUUCCAUUUAGCAAGAAAAUACGUGUGCAGACAUCAAAAGAUUUUUCAAGAACUAACAGGACCCAGAAGUUCCAAGCAUGUGUCUACUGUGGCCAGCUUGAUAAAAAAAUAUCCAGGCAUUUGAUGAACCAACAUGGCGAGGAACAUGAGGUUGCAAAGGUAUGCAAUAUGAAAAAAGGUUCUGCAGAGCGCAGGAAAGCUUGGAUCAGACUUGCAGCGAAAGGAAACUUUGCACAUAAUAACAAAGUUAAACAACAAGGCUUUGGAAUAAUCAUUCCAAAAUACAGAACAUCUCAAGUCAAAGAGGAAAAAAGGUAUCUCCCAUGCGAGUACUGUACAGCCUACAUAAUAGAUAGAGAUUUAUGGAAGCAUCACAAGACAUGUGUGGCCAAACCAGAGGCUGCUAAAAGUGAUGGACCAGUCAGAAAUGCCAGACUGUUGCUACCAAAACAGUGUUCAGACCAGCUGUUUAGAGAUGUAAUUUCAAAACUGAGGGAUGAUGCAGUUGCUGCAAAAAUUAAAUGUGACCCACUCAUACUUGAAUUUGGACAAAGGAGAUAUGACAAAACAGGCAAGUAUCAGCAUACACAUACUCAUAUUUCUCAAAGACUUAGAGAAUUGGGACGGUUUCUUAUCAGAGCAAAUAAACUAGAUCCUUCAUUGAAACAGUUGUCGGAUUGCAUUAAUCCAGAAAAAUGGACCACCGUCAUGAAGGCAGUUAAAAUGGAGGCUGGUUUUGAUGAGAGUACACAAGUCUAUGAAAGUCCUUCAUUUGCUAUAAAGUGUGGGCAUAGCCUUAAAAAAUGUGCAAAAAUCCUCCGAAAUCUUGCCAAUGAACGUGGUGAUACUAGUACCAGGGAAAUGUGCAUCAAAUUUCUUGAGAAUUAUGAAGAUGAGUUUGGAGAAAGGGUUGAUGCACCUGCGAGGGAUUGUAUGAAUACAAAGCAGUACAACUGUCCAAAGCUGCUUCCUCUUGUUGAAGAUGUUGUGAAGCUGUCAAACUUUAUUACUGGUGAAAUUGAAAAAGUGAAAGCACAAAUAAAAGAUGGAAAAGGAAGGGAACAAUACUCUCGCUUGUGUAAAUUGAUACUCACUCAAGUAAUCUUGUUCAACAGAAGGAGGUCAGGGGAAGCAGCGAGAAUAUCCAAGGAAAGUUUCAAUAAGGGGUUGAAAUCCCCAGAUGUUGAUAAUGCUGUGAAAGAAUCCCUGACAAAAUUUGAACAAAAAUUGUGCGAAUCACAUACCAGAGUGGAAAUCAGAGGGAAACAAGGGAGGAAAGUUGCAGUUCUCUUCACAAGUGAAAUGAAAACUAAUAUGGAACUUCUUAUUAAGAAACAGCAAGAGAUAGAAGGAUGGAACCCUGAAAAAAUUUUUGUGCCAGUAAACUGUCAAAAUCCAUACAGAGGUUCUAAAGUCUUAAAAGAAAUAUCAAAAGAAGCUAACUUAAAGGAUGCAAACAGAAUUACCUCUACACGUCUGCGAAAACAACUUGCUACUAUGUGUCAGGUCUUGAAUUUAAGUGAAGCCAGUCAGGAUAUUCUUGCAAAGUUUAUGGGGCACGAUAUCAGAAUUCACCGGGACUACUACAGGCUGCCUCAGGGUGCCUUAGAAGUAGCAAAAGUUUCCAAAGUCCUUCACAUGAUCAAUAAUGGAAAAUUAGCAGAAGUUGCAAACAAAGACCUAGAUGAGAUUAAUGUGCAUGAGCGUGUUGAAUUGGAGCAAGACAGCGACUCAGAUGAAGAGAAUGAUACAGAGGGCUUUGUGAAAACAUAUCUGAAAGGGUUAAGAAAUACUUCAGCAAAUGAUGAUGAUGUUGAAGAUAAAGAUUGGGAGCCACCUAACAAGAGGUCAAGAAGACAAGAGGCAUCUGAUACAUCAGAAGAUGACAGUGAUGAUGAUUAUGAUUAUAAAGCACUGCCUGAGACAAAGAAAAAGAAACAAAGGGAGUACAUGAGUGAAUCAGAGAGAAGAGUGGUCCAAAGGGUGUUUGAAAAAAAUAUCAACCUCUUCAAGGUGCCAGGGAAGUUAGAAAUAAUGAAUAUUCAAAAGGAAGAACCGCUUCUUUCAAAAUACGAUUGGACUAAACUCAAGUACUGUGUUCACAAUAUGAUACAAGCCAAAAGGAGAUGCCUGAAGAGACAGUAAAUAGAAGAUAUUUUGUAGCAGCUGUUAAAAGUUAAUUCAUUGUCAUUGUCUGCAUCUAAUAAGACAGAAGACAAUAAUUCAUCUGACUGGCUUUUUGCCUCCCCGGGCACAAAGUUCCAAGGUGUGAUUUUGAGAUCACUUGAUCUCUCUUCCUUAACCCUCCGAACAUUUAUUCUUUCAAAUUUUGUCAAGAUGAUGCACAGAAUCCUUGUUGUAGGCAUACUUGCUCAAGGUUUUGGUCACAGUUCAGUGCUUGUGCCUUGGAUUUUGUGUUUUGACAAGGUGAACAUUUAAAAUUUUAACUGUAGAAAAUCUGAUACCAUGUCACCUUGUCUGAUACCAUGCAAAGCCCAUAUUCUCAGCAGUAGUUCAAAGGUUAGAUUGUGUAUGCCCUUUGCAGUGAAUUGAUAGGUUUUUUGUGCCCCCACCACUGACUGGAGGGAUCAUAUAGAUUUGGUCUAGUCUGUGCGUCCGUCUGUCCAUCCAGAAAGUUCGUUACGCACCUAGCUCAAAAAUUAUUCAAUAUAAAAUAAAUUGAUGAAACCUUGCAUGAGUCUUUAUCAUGAUAUGAACUUGUGCACCUUUUAUUUUUCGUCUGGCUCCACUCCAUAUUUUUAGCGUUAUGGCCCCUGAAAUAGUCAAAAAUGCACAUUUUCAUCUGGUGACAUACCUAGCUAAAAAAAGUAUGUGAUAUAAAUUGAUGAAAUCUUGCAUAAUUCUUUAUCAUGAUAUGAACUUGCGCACCUCCUAUUUUUUGUCUGGCUCUGCCCACUAUUUUUAGUGUUUGAGCCCGCCCGCUUAGCUCAGUAGGUAAGAGCAUUGGUCUACGGAUCGCGGGGUCGCGAGUUCGAUCCUUGGGCGGGCGUAUGUUCUCUGUGACUAUUUGAUAAACGACAUUGUGUCUGAAAUCAUUAGUCCUCCACCUCUGACUCAUGUGGGGUAGUUGGCAGUUACUUGCGGAGAACAGGUUUGUACUGGUACAGAAUCCAGGAACACCGGUUAGGUUAACUGCCCGCCGUUACAUGACUGAAAUACUGUUGAAAAAUGGCGUUAAACCCAAAACAAACAAACAAACAAACAAGAUGUGUUUGAUCAAGAACGUCAACAUUGUCCAGCCAUUUCAACACAAAAUCAUGAACACUGUUACCAGUGCAGAAUCUUAGGAAAUCUUUUUCUAUCAAAUGUUGGACUUGAUCUGCUUUUAGUUGCUUGAUUUCAUCUUCGUAUAUCAGUAAAUCGUGCAUUUGAUUUUCCAACAUCAAACUGGUUACAGCUUCAACCUUUUUUUAUGGCGUGUUCAUUUGCCAAGAAAUAGUACCCCGACAGUUUGAAACAUUUAACGUGUCUUUCAUGAACUUUUCACACUUCUCAAUCAAUUUAUCUACCACAAAGAAAGUAGACAGCUGAAGAACUUUUUUUUUGUACCCCCGACAACAAAGUUGUAAGGGGGGGGGGAGAGUAUACUGGUUUCAGGUUUUCUGUCUGUCUGUCCGUAGACGCAAUCUUGUGCGCACCAUCUCUCCUUAUCCCCUUGACAGAAUUUAAUGAAACUUCACACAAAUGAUCAGUACCAACAGUAGUUGUGCAUGGGGCAUGUUAGAUUCUUUUAGAAAAAAAAAUUGCAGAGUUAUGGGACUUUGUUUUUUUGUUACUAUACUAUAUACAUAGACACAAUCUUGUGCGCACUAUCUCUCCUCAUCCCCUUGACACAAUUUAAUUAAAACUUCACACAAGUGAUCAGUACCAACAGUAGUUGUGCAUGGGGCAUGUUAGGUUCUUUUAGAAAAAAAAAUUUGCAGAGUUAUGGGACUUUGUUUUUUUUGUUACUAUACUAUAUACAUAGACACAAUCUUGUGCGCACCAUCUCUCCUCAUCCCUUGACACAAUUUAAUGAAACUUCACACAAGUGAUCAGUAACAACAGUAGUUGUGCAUGGGGCACGUUAGGUUCUUUCAGCGACAAAAAUUGCAGAGUUACGGGACUUUGUUUCUUGUUAACAUACUAUGUACAUACAGUCUGCAUAUGCAAUCUUGUGCGUGCCUAAUCUACCAAACCCUUGCACACAAUUUAAUGAAACUUCACACUAGUAAUCAGUACCAACCCUAGUUGUGCAUGGUGCAUUUUAUAUUCUUUUAGAUAAAUAUUCUGCAUAGUUAUGGGACUUUGUUUUUUGUUACUAUACUGUAUACAUACAGUCUAUAUACAUACAGUCCACAGCCCGCCCGCUUAGCACAGUAGGUAAGAGCGUUGGUCUACGGAUCGCGGGGUCGCGAGUUCGAUCCUCGGGCAGGGCUUAUGUUCUCCGUGACUAUUUGCUAAACGACAGUGUCUGAAAUCAUUAGUCCUCCACCUCUGAUCAUUCAUGUGGGGAAGUUGGCAGUUACUUGCGGAGAACAGGUUUGUACUGGUACAGAAUCCAGGAACACUGGUUAGGUUAACUGCCCGCCGUUACAUGACUGAAAUACUGUUUAAAAAUGGCGUUAAACCCAAAACAAACAAAAACAAAACAUACAGUCCACAUAAUUAUGCAAUCUUGUGUGCGUCAAAUUGCAAUGUACUGUGUCAGUGCAUGCGGGGGGUACAUUCAUCAUCUUUAGUGAUAGUUCUAGUACUAUUCACAUUUGUGAUCUCAACAGUAUCAUCUUUUAUGAACUGGAGAAGUAAUCUGAGAUCUUUAAUAUCGUUUAUAUCUUUUGUCGCCAGCCCGCUUAGCUCAGUAGGUAAGAGCGUUGGUCUACGGAUCUCGGGGUCGCGAGUUCGAUCCUUAGGCAGGGCGUAUGUUCUCCGUGACUAUUUGAUAAACGACAUUGUGUCUGAAAUCAUUAGUCCUCCACCUCUGAUUCAUGUGGGGAAGUUGGCAGUUACUUGUGGAAAACAUGUUUGUACUGGUACAGAAUCCAGGAAUACUGGUUAGGUUAACUGCCCGCCGUUACAUGACUGAAAUCCUGUUGCAAAACGGCGUUAAACCCAAAAACAACAAACAAACAAACAAAUAUCUUUUGUCAAUUCUGGUUCUUCUUUCUUUGAAACAGCUCUUUUGACCUUGACUUUUCUCUCUCCAGCACGCAGAGUAAUACCUGAUGUAUCUUUAAGUUCCGUGUUUAAAAGAUAGUGCUGAAAACAAACAAGAUUAAUUAAUGGUUAUACUGUGUGUAGCUUGUGAAUUAAACAUUUCCAAUCUAUCUUCGUUGCGCAACCAAGAUAGGCAAAGGGAGGUAAUAAUAAUUUUUCAAACUUGCAUUUCUAAUAAAUUCCAUUUUAAUAUAUAAUUGCAUAGUCUGUCCGAAACAUUGUCAAGUACUAAUUCAGUCCGAAACAUUGUCAAGUACUAAAGAUUAUACAUUCAGUCUCGACAGUUGUUGAAUACUUGUCCACCACACUAUUGCAUAGUCUGUCUGAAACAUUGUCAGGUACUAAAGAUUAUACAUUUAGUCGCUACAGUUGUUGAAUACUUGUCCACCACACUAUUGCAUAGCCUGUCUGAAACGUUGUCAGGUACUAAAGGUUAUACAUUCAGUCUCGACAGUUGUUGAAUACUUGUCCACCACACUAUUGCAUAGUCUGUCUGAAACAUUGUCAGGUACUAAAGAUUAUACAUUCAGUCGCUACAGUUGUUGAAUACUUGUACACCACACUUUCGCAUAGUCUGUCCGAAACAUUGUCUAGUACUAAAGAUUAUACAUUGUCUCGACAGUUGUUGAAUACUUGUCCACCACACUAUUGCAUAGUCUGUCCGAAACAUUGUCAAGUACUAAAGAUUAUACAUUCAGUCUCGACAGUUGUUGAAUACUUGUCCACCACACUAUUGCAUAGUCUGGACAAAACAUUAUGAAGUACUAAAGAUUAUACAUUCAGUCUCGACAGUUGUUGAAUACUUGUCCACCACACUAUGGCAUAGUCUGUCCGAAACAUUGUCAAGUACUAAUUCAGUCCGAAACAUUGUGAAGUACUAAAGAUUAUACAUUCAGUCUCGACAGUUGUUGAAUACUUGUCCACCACACUAUUGCAUAGUCUGUCCGAAACAUUGUCAAGUACUAAAGAUUAUACAUUGUCUCGACAGUUGUUGAAUACUUGUCCACCACACUAUUGCAUAGUCUGUCCGAAACAUUAUGAAGUACUAAAGAUUAUGCAUUCAGUCUCGACAGUUGUUGAAUACUUGUCCACCACACUAUGGCAUAGUCUGUCCGAAACAUAGUCAAGUACUAAUUCAGUCCGAAACAUUGUCAAGUACUAAAGAUUAUACAUUCAGUCUCGACAGUUGUUGAAUACUUGUCCACCACACUAUUGCAUAGUCUGUCCAAAACAUUGUCAAGUACUAAAGAUCAUACAUUCAGUCAGCCCAAGUAAAACUCUUUGAAACAUUUCCCUCAUCUCUUCUCCAAGCUCUGUAUGUUUCUUUAAAAUAUCCUUGGGCGGGGCGUAUGUUCUCCGUGACUUUUUGAUAAACGACAUUGUGUCUGAAAUCAUUAGUCCUCCACCUCUGAUUCAUGUGGGGAAGUUGGCAGUUACUUGCGGAGAACAUGUUUGUACUGGUACAGAAUCCAGGAAUACUGGUUCGGUUAACUGCCCGCCGUUACAUGACUGAAAUACUGUUGAAAAACGGCGUUAAACCAAAAAAACAAAAAACAAAAAAAAAAAAUAUCUUUUGUCAAAUCUGGUUCUUCUUUCUUUGAAACAGCUCUUUUGACCUUGACUUUCCUUUCUCCAGCACGCAGAGUAAUACCUGAUGUAUCUUUAAGUUUCGUUUUUAAAAGAUAGUGCUGAAAACAAACAAGAUUAAUUAAUGGUUAUACUGUGUGUAGCUUGUGAAUGAAACAUUUCCAAUCUAUCUUCGUUGCGCAACCAAGAUAGGCAAAGGGAGGUAAUAAUAAUUUUUCAAACUUGCAUUUCUAAUAAAUUCCAUUUUAAUAUAUAAUUGCAUAGUCUGUCCGAAACAUUGUCAAGUACUAAUUCAGUCCGAAACAUUGUCAAGUACUAAAGAUUAUACAUUCAGUCUCGACAGUUGUUGAAUACUUGUCCACCACACUAUUGCAUAGUCUGUCUGAAACAUUGUCAGGUACUAAAGAUUAUACAUUCAGUCGCUACAGUUGUUGAAUACUUGUCCACCACACUAUUGCAUAGUCUGUCUGAAACAUUGUCAGGUACUAAAGAUUAUACAUUCAGUCUCGACAGUUGUUGAAUACUUGUCCACCACACUAUUGCAUAGUCUGUCAGAAACAUUUUCAGGUACUAAAGAUUAUACAUUCAGUCGCUACAGUUGUUGAAUACUUGUCCACCACACUUUCGCAUAGUCUGUCCGAAACAUUGUCUAGUACUAAAGAUUAUACAUUGUCUCGACAGUUGUUGAAUACUUGUCCACCACGCUAUUGCAUAGUCUGGACAAAACAUUAUGAAGUACUAAAGAUUAUACAUUCAGUCACCACAAGAUCUUGCUUCCUUUCUUCAACUGGCCAGAUUCCAUCAUGGGUUCCAGAGUUAUGGCCCCUUAAAGGUCCAAAAUUGGCUGUUUGGCUUUUGCAGCCAUAUAGAGACUUCAUUUAUGGUUUUAUUUGAUACAAACUUCCAAAAUAUCUUCAACAACAAUAAAUCUUGGAUUCCAUGACAAAUCAGAUCCAGUCAUAGGUUCCAGAGUUGUUUUAUAUCUGAUUAUCUCCCCUGAUUGGAAUCAAAAUGGAUUUAUAUCAGUAAGUACUUACAGGACUUAUUUGAAAUUUCAUUACUGUUAUUAGUUGGACUGAGACAAUCAGGGUAGAUAACUAUGGACUGAUUUUAUGUCAAAUUACCUCCCUUUAUUUCAAAUUAAAAUUGUUAUAUCUCCAUAACUAAUGAAGAUACUGAUCUGAAAUUUCAUUUAUGUCAGCAGAUUUAUUUGGCAGAUCCUUCUUUUGUCCACUUACAAUAUUUUUUUUUAUGUCCACUUACAAUAUUUUUUUUUUAAUUACUUCCCUUUUACGUUACUAUAAAUAGCUUUUUUUAGUAACUUUUUUAUUAUUUGCCGUAGGGAAAACACGAGACCAGUUUUCUGUGGUACCUCCAAUUUUUAGGUGUAUUUUAACAUAUCUAUAACUUGUAAGGUUUUUUAUCUUUUUGGUUAAAUUUCUUCCCUUUGUUGUUCCUGUCCUUUGGACUUAGAUAUUUUUUCUGAGGACCUUCUUGUCCUCAAGUGCAGUGAUAACAGGUGAGCGAUAUAGGGCCGUCAUGGCCCUCUUGUUGACUUUAUCUGCAUGAAACAUGGUCAGAAUUGUUUAUCUUGAUGUUCUCUAGGUUAAGUUCGAAUCUGGAUCAUGUGGGAUUAAAAAAUAGGUCACCAGGUCAAGUCAUAGGAAAAGCUUGUGAACACUCUAGAGGUCACAUUUUUGACUGUAUCUCCAUGAAACAUUGUCAGUAUGUUUAUGUAGAUGAUCUCUAGGCUAAGUUUGAAUCUAGGUCAUUUGGGUUCAAAAACUAGGUCACCAGAUCAAGUCAUAGGAAAAGCUUGUGAACACUAGAGGUCACAUUUUAGACUGUUUCUUCAUUAAACUUGGUUACAUUGUUUAUCUUGAUAAUCUCUAGGCUAAUUUCCUAUCUGGGUCAUGUGGGGUCAAAAACUAGGUCACCAGGUCAGAUCAUAGGAAAAGCUUGUGAACACUCGGGUCACAUUUUUGACUAUAUCUUCAUGAAACUUGAUCAGAAUGUUUAUCUUGAUGGUCUCAAGGCAAAGCUCGAAUCUGGGUCAUAUGGGAUUAAAAACUAGGUCACAAGGUCAAAUCAUAGGAAAAGUGUGUGAACACUCGAGAGGUCAAAGUUUUGACUGUAUCUUCAUGAAACUCGGUCAGAAUGUUAUCUUGAUGAUCCCAUGGUUAAGUUUGAAUCUGGGUCAUUAUGGGUCAAUAACUAGGUCACCAGGUUAAAUCAUAGGAAAAGCUUAUGAAGACUUAAGACAUCACAUUUUUGACAGGUUUUACCCUACUUAUGACCUGUUGUAAGCUUUCCUUGAAUUUGAAGAUACAGCUUUAAACAGGUGAGCGAUAUAGGGCCCUCUUGUAUAGACUUAUAUAGGAAAAACUUCAGUAAUCUUCUUCUCCAAUAUUGCAAGACCUAGAGCUAAGAUAUUUGGUAUGUGGCAUUGUCUAAUGGUCCUCUACCAAGAUUGUUCAAAUCAUGGCCCUGGGGUCAAAAAUGACCACACCCAUGGGGUCCCUAGUUUAAUAUAGACUUACAUAGCAAAAACUUUAAUAAUCUCCUUCUCCAAUACCGCAAGGCUUAGAGCUAAGAUAUUUGGUAUGUGGCAUUGUCUAAUGGUCCUCUACCAAGAUUGUUCAAAUCAUGGCCCUGGGGUCAAAAAUGACCACACCCGGGGGUCCCUAGUUUUAUAUGGACUUAUAUAGGAAAAACUUCAAUAAUCUUCUUCUCCAGUAUUGCAAGGCCUAGAGCUAAGAUAUUUGGUAUGUGGCAUUGUCUUAUGGUCCUCUACCAAGAUUGUUCAAAUCAUGGCCCUGAGGUCAAAAAUGACCACAGCCGUGGUGUCACUAGUUUUAUAAAGACUUGUAUAGGAAAAACUUUAGUAAUCUUCUUUUCCAAUACUGCAAGGCCUAGAGCUAAUAUAUUUGGUAUGUGGUAUUGUCUGAUGGUCCUCUACCAAGAUUGUUCAAAUCAUGGCCCUGGGUUCAAAAUUGACCACACCCGGGGGGUCCCUAGUUUUACAUAGACUUAUAUAGGAAGAAUUGUAAUAAUCUUUUUCUCCAAUACUACAUGGUCUAGAGCUAAGAUAUUUGGCAUGUAGUAUUGUUUAAUGGCCCUUUACCAAGUUUGGUCAAAUCAUGGCCCUGGGGUCAAAAUUGACUACACACAGGGGGUCACUAGAUUUACAUAUAGUUAUAUAGGAAAAACUUGAAUAAUGUUCUUCUCCAAUACUACAAGGGCUUAAGCUAAGAUGUUUGGCAUGUAUUAUUGUGUAAUGGUCCACAACCAAGAUUGUUCACAUCAUGGCCCUGGGGUCAAAAUUGAUCACACCCAAGGAGUCCCAAGUUUUACAUAGACUUACAAUCAUAGGAAAAAAUCUCCAAUCAGUGGCUGUCAGGUGAGCGAUAUAGGGCCAUCAUGGCCCUUUU
This is a messenger RNA of Mercenaria mercenaria, 10929 nucleotides long. RefSeq lists its product as uncharacterized. Lineage: Eukaryota; Metazoa; Mollusca; Bivalvia; Venerida; Veneridae. The record is from RefSeq and is a predicted model, not a curated record. The transcript is spliced from 12 exons. The coding region runs from base 128 to 2839 and encodes 903 amino acids.